Molecule: messenger RNA, 2135 nt
Organism: Oryza sativa Japonica Group (Japanese rice)
Lineage: Eukaryota; Viridiplantae; Streptophyta; Magnoliopsida; Poales; Poaceae
Source: RefSeq, a predicted model, not a curated record
AAACUGGUUCUAUGUUCAGAAUCCCGAGCCUGCUCUUCCCGGGUACUCUUGUCUUCCUCCAGUGUACCAAGAUACUUGGAACUCUCUUCCAAUCGGAGAUGAAGCAGUACAAGCCUUGGAGUUGUUGGAUCGUAUGUUAAAUCUUAAAGAACAAGGUUUACAGGGAGAGCAGAUCACUCGGCACUUCAUCAAAUGCCGACUAGCGCCAAUCAAGGAAAGAUCCCGCACAGCAUUCGAGUUCGACGGCAAACAUGAUCCCAACCGUGAAGAACCAGAUUCCCUGGAUUUCAAAAUCAUGAAGGAGAGGAUGUAUAAAAUCUUCUCAAAUGCAAUUGUAGUCAGCUACUCUCAUCAACUGCCAGUUGUGCCAUAUAAUGCAUUCAAUCCGCCUCCACAGGAAUAUGCAUUGAUGAAGUCAGAUCCACCAGUCACUCAGCGCCGGUCUCCUCGCCAACACACCGCUCAGGGAGGUGGAGGGCCAACGAUCAGACCAGAUCCGCAACCUCAGACCUCCAAAUUGACUGGUCAAACAGGUCCUCGCAAGAGAAAGCUGGUACUUGACGAUGAUGAAGGUGACGAUGAUAAAUCUGGGGAUAAGGGCUCGCCUAAUAAACCCCCAAAGCGCACCAUGCCCAGGAAAAAACUGGCUGGCCGUGCGAUGCCAAAGAUCAGAACGUCUUCCAGGAAACCAUCUGAUAUAGAUCCAUCUGGAAAAAACCCCGAUCCUGCCAUGACGGAGCAAAAUAUAUCCAAGGACCCCGAGCCGACUGCUGACAACCAGCCGACCGCUGAAAGCCAGCCGACUGGCGCCCAUGCUUCGGGCGAUAGGGCCAAUCCGAGUGACCUGCCGCCGACUGGAAACCAGUCGGCAACAACUGAAACGGCAACAACUCAAGAGCCCCCGACUGGAAACCAGUCGGACGCAGGCCCUGAUCAAGAGAUCCCCGAAGUAGAAGCGCAGACGACGACUUCGCAAGGACCAGAAGCUGGUAACGACUCGAUAGCUGGGUCUUCAGGUAAAGAACAAAGAUCACCUCACGCUCAGCUAGGUACAUCUUCAGGACCAUCAGGUGAUGACGGAGAAGAAAUUCCUCGCAUAAAGGCGACCGACGACUCUCGUCCUCCUAUCUUGAUCAAAUGGUGGGACGAGAACUCACAAGCUGCCGGCAUAGUCAUAAACCGUCAAAAAGAAGAUGAAGAAGUGUGCCAGCUGAAGAAAGCGCUCGGAGAAGCCACUCGUAUUGUAAAUGUAAGUCUUCCGAGUGACGGCCUUCGGUAACUUUGUUUUCUUUUUAGCAGAACUGAACCAUGAUCCAUCAUGCAGAGAAUCCAUCUUCGCAAUGAGGCCAAGACUACAACUUUGGAAAAGCUGGUUCCUCAUUUGGGAACUCUAGAAACAGUUAGGGACCAGCUGCAUGAGGCCAAGGAGUGCGCCAAAAAGACAGAGAAAGAGUUAAGGGACCGAAUCGCCCAGCUCCAGGAUGCAAACUUCGAACUAAGUGGUUCAUCAAAAGCGCAAGCUGCCAGGAUGGAACAGAUGGUGAAGCAAAUUGAAGCCCUGGAGAGAGACAAGACAGAACUAGCUGCGCAAAGGGACUCAGCCUUGAAGGAAGUCGAAGAUCGCAAGAUCAAAUCUCAAGCUCAGUUUGACGUCCUGGUUGGUAAGAUCAAGAGGCUUGAAGGAGCAAGGGAUAACGUCGCCAAUGCCGCUGCACCAAUUAUCCAAGCCAUGUUCCUCAAUAAUGGUGGUCCGAGUGCACUCGACGCAACCGAAAUAUUUGACAAGCUGAGUGUUGCUCCGGAAGUAUAUUUCAAAAAUAUCAAGAAAGCUGGAAGUAUGGGAGCUGGCAUGGCCUUGGCGAUGACAAAAUCCUUGUACCCGAGAAUUGAAGUCGAUACCAUUGAUGGAUUUGCAGACGGGACAAGUGAAGAAGCUGCUCUUGAUCUUAUCAGUAAUGCUCAAAGUGCGGCUGACAAGAUUGCAGGUGAUGUUGUAGAACAAUUCCGCAACAAUGAUCUUCAGCCGAGCGAUAAUAACUCUGAUGAUGAAAGGACUGAUUCUGACUGAGUUUGAAUGUAAUACAUGGAGGCUCAAUUUGUACAAUACUGGUGUAUUUAUGCUGUGCUUGAUGAUU